UCGGGUGUCCCGCUGUCUGGCUGAGUCGGGCCUCUCGGGGCCCCUCUCUCCCCGUGUCUUUCUGCCCUUGCUCUGUGUAUCCUCGACUCUGGGGCUCCCCCUGUCUCUGUGUGCUGCUGUCUCUUCUCUUCUCUGUGUCUCCCUGUCUUGUCUCCAUGUCUCCCCGGUCUCUGUGUCUCGCUGUUCUUGUGUCUCUUCUCUGGAUCUCACCUUCUCUGGGUCUGCCCGUCUCUGGCUCUCCCAUCUUUGUCUCGCUGUCUCUGUGGUUUAAUCCAGUCUGUCUUUUGCAUCUCUUCUUCUCUGUCUCCAUGUCUCCUGUCUCUGUUCCGUCUCUGUCUCGCUGUGUAUGUGUUUCCCCUGUCACUGUCUCCUCCAGUCUCUGUGUCUGUCCCCGACUCUCUGUCCCCCGUCUCUGGGUCCCUCCCUUUCUCUCUCUCCUUCCCCGGGCGCGCCCUGGGCGGGGACCCCGAGGGGAAGAAGGAACGCUGGCUCUGCUGCCUCUCCCAGCGCUAAGUAGAAACAAAUGCGGAAACUAGCACCCAAGGCGCAAAUGGGGCGAGCUCGGAUCCUGGGCGCCUGCCUCCUUGCCCUUGCGGCCAAGGGAGCAGUCGACCGGCCCCCGCCCCUGAUCCGACCCACGGGGAGAGCGGAGCGGGUGACAUCCUUGGGGAAGGACUGGCAUCGGCCCUGCCUGAAGUGUGAGAAAUGUGGGAAAACACUGACCUCUGGGGGCCACGCUGAGCACGAGGGCAAACCCUACUGCAACCACCCCUGCUAUGCGGCCACGUUUGGGCCCAAAGGCUUUGGGCGGGGUGGAGCUGAGAGCCACACUUUCAAGUAAACCCAGGCCCCUCGCCCUGCUGGCGAGCCAUCCACCGCGAUGCUGCCCCUUCAGGCAGAUGCCAGGCCUUGUCCUCCAGCACCCACGGCUCCCCUGUAGCCCCCCCCACACCCUCAAUAAAUUCCAAACACUCCAAA
Loxodonta africana (African savanna elephant) is the source of this 978-nucleotide messenger RNA. It is a transcript of the gene CRIP1, whose product is annotated as cysteine rich protein 1. The record is from RefSeq and is a predicted model, not a curated record. The transcript has 5 exons. Gene Ontology annotation, biological process: regulation of gene expression; intrinsic apoptotic signaling pathway in response to DNA damage. Bases 524 to 841 code for a protein of 105 amino acids. NCBI's taxonomy places the organism in Eukaryota, Metazoa, Chordata, Mammalia, Proboscidea, Elephantidae. Gene Ontology annotation, molecular function: zinc ion binding.